AAAAUAUUUUGGUUAAAAAUGAAUAUUCCAGAUCUUCCUAAUAAAUAAAUUGCUCUAUAAAUGCAAAAAGUAUUAGUUGAUAAUAAUUAGCGCUAUUUAAUUUAUAUCAAUACUAGAAACAUAGGUCGAAAAUUUUUAAUUUACAAAUAAUUAAUUGAUUUUAAUCACAAUACCCCAAAAAUUGAUAAAGUUUUAGAUGAUCAAAUAAUUGGAGAUUAGGAGGAUGCAAGACUUUAAGGUGAAAAUUAUCUUCUAUUUCAAGGUUAAUUAAUAGAAGACAUAGAAUAUAUCAAGUAAGCUGUCAAACAUUUUAUUUUGAUACCUAAUAAAGGUAUAAAUAAUAAUUAAUUCGAAUCAAGCUUAGACUUUAAUCAAAUAGAAUAGGUUAGAGGAAGCUUUGAUGGUAAUAGAUGAAGAUAUUAAAGAAAAUCCUAAUGAUCCAAGAAAUUAUGAAGAAAAAGGUAGGUGUUAUGAAUUAAUAAAUUGCAGCAAAUGUUCUAUUGUUAAUGAAUCGACUAGUAGAAGCGCUUGAAUUUGCAGAAAAAGCAAUCAAAUUGGACUCUUAGAAUGAAAAUAAUUAUGCAAGAAAAGGUUAAAUUUAAUUUAUUAUAUUUAUAGCUUUCACAUUACUAUAGUUAAAGAGAGGCGAAGAAGCUUUAGAUUAUUUCAAUAUCGCUAUUCAAAAAGCACCUAAUUCUUCUUAAUACUAUGUUGGAAAAGGUAAGUUUUUGGGUAAACAUUAGCUCAUGCGUUAUUGCAUUUGAAUAGAUUUGAAGAAUGCUAGGCUAGUUAUGAUAUUGCAAUAUCGAAGAGCAAAGAUAAGUCAGAAUUAUAUGCCGAAAAAGGUGAUUAUAAGAAUUUAUAAUAUUAAAGCUAAUGCACUAAGAUUAUAAAACAAACUAAAAGAAGCUUUGAUUUAUUAUGACAAGGCUAUAGAUCUUGAUUCAUUCUAACCUAGUUUUCAUUCAGGAAAAGGUUAAAUUUACCUUUCAAAAAUUAGCUCAUACUUUACAAUAAAUGAACCGGUUUGAAGAUGCGCUUAGUGAAUGGUAAAAAGCAAUUGAUUUAGAUCCUUCACAUUCUAAUUUUUAUUCUGGAAGAGGCUUAAAUUAAUAAUUAUAUAAUUAGCUUAUACUUUAAGAUAAUUAAAUCGAAAUGAAGAAGCAGUCCUAUCUUAUGACCUAGCUAUCUAAAGGAACCCUGAGAACUAUGAGCAUUAUUCAGGAAAAGGUUGGAUUUAAAAUAAUGAAUUUAAGCAUAUUCCUUAAGAUAAUUGCUUAGGAAUUUAGAAGCAAUAGAUUGCUUUGAUAGCGCAAUUAACAUAAAUCCUGAUGAUGCCUAUUUGUAUGCCCAAAAAGGUUAAUCGAUUAUUAAUAAUAUAAGGAAUAACUUUAAGGGAGAUGCAUCGCUAUACAGAAGCUUUGAUAUGUUUUUAAUAGGCUAUUUAAAAGAACCCAGAAGAUUAUGAGUACUUUAUUCAUAAAGGUAUGUUGACAACAGUUUAGUUUAGGCGACACUUUUCGAGUUUUGAAUAGACCUAUUGACGCUUUGGAAUGUUAUCAUUAGGCGAUUUCGAUGUGCCCCUAAGAUGAAAAAACAUAUGAAGCAAAAGGUAAACUUAUUAUAACUUUUAUAUAGCGCAAGCAUUACGACUUCAGAGCAGGCAUAAAGAAGCUUUGGAAUAUUUUGAUAAAGCAAUUGAAAUAAAUCCUUCGAAAUGGGUUUUAUACUCAGGGAAAGGUUUAUAUUAAUUAAUUAAAAUUAGGUGAUACAUUAAGAGAUAUGAAUCGUUAUGAAGAUUCUUUGAAAUAUUUUGAUUUAGCAAUUCAACAUAACCCAGAAGACUCAUUCUAAUAUGGAGCAAAAGGCACACAUUGAAUAAUAUAAUAA
Molecule: messenger RNA, 1890 nt
Organism: Paramecium octaurelia
Lineage: Eukaryota; Ciliophora; Oligohymenophorea; Peniculida; Parameciidae
Source: the annotation of a GenBank genome assembly